CGUGACCUGUGCUCUCGCGCGCUCGGUACUAAAGACGCACGGGGGCCGCGGUUGCCAUGGCUUCUCUGCGCGGGGGCGGCGGGAGGCAAUUCUGCUAGGCGUUGGCGGGCUUCGGCGGCGACCCCGAACCGGAAAGCGGAAGGAAUUUUGCGAGCAAGCAUCUGGCCCAUGUGGCAGAAUGGCGCUGAGCCACUCACUGAAAGAGCGGACCAUCUCAGAGAACAGCCUGAUCAUCCUGUUACAGGGCCUCCAGGGCCAAGUAACCACUGUGGACCUGCGGGAUGAGAGUGUGGCCCGUGGACGCAUUGACAAUGUUGAUGCUUUCAUGAACAUCCGACUGGCCAAGGUCACCUACACAGACCGUUGGGGACAUCAGGUUGAGCUGGAUGACCUUUUUGUGACAGGCCGCAAUGUGCGGUAUGUCCACAUCCCAGAUGACGUGAACAUCACUGCAACCAUUGAGCAUCAGCUACAGAUCAUCCAUCGUGUGCGCAACUUCGGUGGCAAAGGCCAAGGCCGGAAAGAAUUUCCCUCAAAAAAAUUUAAGUGAGCCUGGGUGCCUGUGCUUAUGCCUGUAAUCCUAGCUACUCAGGAGUCUGAGAUCUGAGGAUCACUGUUUGAAUUUAGCCUUGGCAUUCCCUAUGAAACUCUAUCUCCAAUUAACAUUCAAAAACUAGAAGUGGAGCUGUGGCUCAAGUGGUAGAGGGCUAGCCUUGA
Molecule: messenger RNA, 717 nt
Organism: Dipodomys ordii (Ord's kangaroo rat)
Lineage: Eukaryota; Metazoa; Chordata; Mammalia; Rodentia; Heteromyidae
Gene: Lsm10
Product: LSM10, U7 small nuclear RNA associated
Exons: 2
Coding region: 179-550 (123 amino acids)
Biological process (GO): mRNA 3'-end processing by stem-loop binding and cleavage
Cellular component (GO): nuclear body; cytoplasmic U snRNP body
Molecular function (GO): U7 snRNA binding; histone pre-mRNA DCP binding
Source: RefSeq, a predicted model, not a curated record